Acanthaster planci (crown-of-thorns starfish) is the source of this 1673-nucleotide messenger RNA. It is a transcript of the gene gins3, whose product is annotated as GINS complex subunit 3. Gene Ontology annotation, cellular component: GINS complex. The record is from RefSeq and is a predicted model, not a curated record. NCBI's taxonomy places the organism in Eukaryota, Metazoa, Echinodermata, Asteroidea, Valvatida, Acanthasteridae. Gene Ontology annotation, biological process: mitotic DNA replication initiation.
CGUGAAGACUUAUUUCAAAAUGGGAAACGGAGAAGGAACCAGACUUUCCCGCCACUUUCUUAAUACUUUCAAAACGUCCAAAUAUAUUGACGAUCAGUGACGAUGGCGUCCACCUCUGAAAUUUACACCCGGUUUUCCAGCAGCUCCGACAACUAUUACAACAUCGAGGACAUUUUAGCCUCGCAGGAGAAAGUCCCAGUCAAAACAGAACUGCCGUUGUACAACUUAGGCUUCCUGAACCCCAGUUCUGACAGCGAGCACAUCUUGCCGGGCUCCAAGAUGGAAUUACCGUUCUGGCUGGCGACAGGUCUUUGCAGUAGAAAGCGGAAGAUCGUCAGCGUGGAGCUGCCUAAGGCUUACCGGGUGGGCUACCGCGAAAUCUUCACUGCAGAUCCCAAUGUGGUGGAUUUGCACAAAACGGGGCCAUACUUCUAUUCUUUUGGAACGAAACUGCUGUGUUUUGAAAGCAAUGAGUCAGAUGAUAUUUCAAGAUCUUUACUUCAGACAUUUGUGGGCCGGUUUCGGCGCAUCAUGGACAACUCCCAGAAUGCUCUCAACGAGGACAUUACCAAACUGAUGGCCAAACUGGAUGAGAUGGAGCGCUCCCUGUUCAGAGCUGGCCAGAAGAGCCUAAUGGCUUUUCAGGAGUGGGAGACGAGGAAAAUGACAAAACUAGCCGCCUCGGGUAUGGUGACCAGCCACAGGAAGAGGAAGAGAGCCAUGAUGGAGGAGGGAGAUUGAGACUGUAUUCAAACUACAUGGCUAUGGCUGAACGGGUGGCAAUAACAUUCAUGUCUAUGAGAUGUAGCUCUAGCCAUUAGCCAUCGACACUCAGAUAUCACAUGUAUCAUUCAGUGGUGGCCAACUAAUUUAAAUGAGUCUGGCUUUAGUACCAUUCUCUGUACACUGAUUCAAGGCAUGGCAGUUGGAGAGUGACGUGACAACUUUGGUCAGCUGUGGCCUGGUCUUACACAAUCUGAAGUUUGUUAUUCCACUGCACUAUUUGACGCAUGGGAAGUGAUUGUUGUGUGGCAAGCCAGUACAUGGACUUGGGUAAAUUGCGUUAUUACUUUGUUGUGAAUAAAUCCCGACUGACACUAAAGUUUCUGCGACAAGUUCAGAUAACACUUGACCUUUUUUCGCCAACUGCACUGUGAUGGAGAGACCAUUUGUAGUUCACAAGUAUCCAACUUGAAGUUUACUAGAAAGAUGAAUUUCAGUAUGUGCUUGUGGAUAACAUUCUUUUACCAAGCCAGGAUCUUUGUGUGUAAAUCAAUGGUGUAAGUGGCAUUUAACCCUAACACUCCUCAAUCCUUCACCUGUUGGAGGACUGAGGAGUGUUAGGGUUAAUGCUUCAGUCUUUCAUUCAGCUACUACUGGUGAGGAGGCCCCAUUAAGCAUAGAACGAGCAAUACCGAUUAUUGACUGAAAUUACCCUCAUCGAAACUGGGAAACAAAUCAAGACGAAAACUAACACGCUACAAGACUGAGUUUCCUUUUAUUUUAGAAAAUGAUUUACAAAUUUUAGUAUUACAGAAUAAAUGUGCAUGCAUAUUGGAUAAAAAACUGCAUAAUUUGCAUUUUAAAAGUAAACCUUGAAAGAUCAUUCAAAAUCCACACAGUCGAAAAAUUCACGGGAACAUGUCAGGGAGGUUCAACACCGCCACUAUUUC